Molecule: messenger RNA, 6556 nt
Organism: Epinephelus fuscoguttatus (brown-marbled grouper)
Lineage: Eukaryota; Metazoa; Chordata; Actinopteri; Perciformes; Serranidae
Product: heterogeneous nuclear ribonucleoprotein L-like
Exons: 14
Coding region: 413-2074 (553 amino acids)
Biological process (GO): regulation of RNA splicing; mRNA processing
Cellular component (GO): nucleus
Molecular function (GO): mRNA binding
Source: RefSeq, a predicted model, not a curated record
CUGUCUCCACUGUUUUUUUUUUCUGUAGCCCAUCAUUCCUCUCUCUGCUCCUUCUUUCCGCACUCCUCUGCAGAGCAUGGAGAGCUGUCUGUUGACGCAUCGUCACGAGCCAAUCAUACGCCGUCUCUCGAAAUGCAGGACCAAACUGACCAAUAAGAGAAAAGGACGGGGCGGGAUGUGUCCAGUCCACUCACGCCUCCACACAUAGAAAAUCACUGGUGUUGGAGAGUGACAGAGAGACAGACAGGGACAAACUGGAGCCGCGACACGGGGACAGGGAUACAAAAAGACACAGACAGACACACGGAGGCUGCUUCACGAGGAGACAAUACAGGAUAAUUGUUGACAUGGACGUAUCAGUCUGACCAUACCCCGACCCGUUCUCUCCAACAGGUCCACUACAGCCGCGAGCAUGUCGACGGUUGAAGGAGCCGGCGAGGAAGGGGAGUACGGAAGGGCGGCAAAGCGGCUGAAAACGGAUGAGGGAGAGACGGAGCCGGAGGAGAGGGAGGAAGGGGAAGAGGAGCUGGAGGAGGGGGAGGAUUCGGACUCCGGCUCGCUGCCCGGUAACGUAGAGUCAGCGGUGGACAACCGGGCCCGGUGGAGCGCCAGCCAAUACGGAGCAGGACGGAAGGAUAAUGGUGAGGAUUCCCAUCGUAUCUCUCCGAGCCCUGUGGUCCAUGUCAGGGGUCUGUGUGAGGCUGUGGUAGAAGCAGACCUGAUAGAUGCCUUGGAAAAGUUUGGACCCAUAUGUUAUGUAAUGAUGAUGCCAUUCAAGCGUCAGGCCCUGGUGGAGUUCUCUGCAGUAGAGAGUGCUGACCGCUGUGUGUCCUGUGGAGCCAAGGAGCCUGUAUACAUCGCAGGCCAACAGGCGUACUUUAAUUACUCAACAUCCAAGAGAAUCACCAGGCCGACCAACGCUGACAACCCCAACAGUGGCAACAAGGUCCUCCUGCUGUCCAUACAAAACCCCCUCUACCCUAUAACCACGGAUGUACUGUACACAGUGUGUAACCCCAUUGGCAGUGUGCUGAGGAUUGUCAUCUUUAAACGAAAUGGAAUCCAGGCCAUGGUGGAGUUUGAGUCAGUUCAGUGUGCUCAGAAGGCCAAAGCUGCACUGAACGGAGCUGACAUCUAUGCUGGCUGCUGUACGCUUAAGAUCGAAUAUGCAAGGCCAACACGUCUGAAUGUGAUUAAGAAUGACAACGAGAGCUGGGACUACACUAAACCGUACCUUGUCAGGCGAGACCGUGGAAAGGGAAGGCAGAGACAGGCCAUUUUAGGCGAACAUCCGUCAUCCUACAGUGAUAACGGCUAUGGUCCACCCUGCCCCCUGCUGCCUCUGCCUGGCAACAGCAGGUACAAGCUCACCUCAGUGGAUGUUCCAGACAUGGUGUCAUACCCUCUGCCCCAGUCAUCCUCCUCAUACUCGGGUCAUGCCCCCAGCUCUGUUGCCAUGGUGAGCGGCCUCCAUUCUUCCAAGAUGAAUUGCACCCGCAUCUUCAACCUUUUCUGCCUCUACGGCAACAUUGAGAAGGUAAAGUUUAUGAAGAGUGUUCCUGGCACAGCGCUGGUUGAGAUGGGGGAUGAGUAUGCUGUGGACAGAGCCAUCACACACCUCAACAGCAUCAAGGUGUUUGGCAAGAGACUCAAUGUCUGUGUGUCUAAGCAGCAUGCAGUCAUCCCCAGUCAGGUGUUUGAAUUAGAGGACGGCAGCAGCAGCUAUAAGGACUUUGCCAUGACCAGGAACAACCGCUUCAGCAGUGCCGGACAGGCCUCCAAAAACAUCAUCCAGCCUCCAUCUGCAGUUCUACACUACUACAACGUUCCUCCAUGCAUAUCACAGGACCAUUUAUUGAGGCUGUGUACAGAGCAUGAUGUGCCUGGCUUCGUCAAAUUCAAGAUGUUUGAUGCCAAACCCUCGUCUAAGACCAUCUCUGGCUUGUUGGAGUUUGACAGUAAGACGGAGGCUGUGGAGGUCCUUACUGUUCUUAACCACUACCAGAUCAGGAUACCCAAUGGGUCCAACCCAUACACCCUGAAACUGUGUUUCUCCACCUCGUCUCAUCUAUAAAAGGUUGCAGAGCACAAGAAGAGGCUGCUGAGCCUGAUGAAGGCUGACCUCUGACCUGAGAGACGGAGAGGGACCAUGGCAGACAGACAUGUGGAGGAGACAUAUAUAAAGGAGGAGGAGAAUCAGAGAGAGAUGUGGCCUUUAAGGAGAUAAAGAUGGGAAGGAAAGCACUCAGGAGAGAGAGAAGACGCUGUCACUUUCUCCAAACUGAACAUCAAACACACACCCAUCACCCCUCCAUCCGAUAAAGUUCAACAAGCUGAUAGACUAGUGACCGUCUAAAAUACUCGAAUUAUAUGUUUAUAUUGUUAUAUGGGAUGUCUGGAGGACACUGCUCAUGUGUUUGUCCCAGAAGUCUUCACUGAAUGGUAAACUUGUCUUUGAGUGUAGACCUGGAAUGACUGACAGACAGACAGACACUCUGAGAAAUUUACUGUACAAACUGGAUGUCAUCAUCAUUUUUGCACAUGGUGACUUAAACCAUAUUUUAAUGUUUAAAAGUGGAUGAAUGCAGUGUGUUAUUUUUGCAUUGCCAUUGAACAAGUUCUCAUUUAGGGUUCAUUAGUGCUACAUGAACAUUUUACCCUGGCAGCAGCGAAGCCAUGGGACAAAGGUGUCUCUCCCCACUGUUUGGCCGAGAGCGAGAUAGCUCAACCACCGAGCAGCUGUUAAGUUUGCUGUGGAUGUUCAUGGUCCCCAGAGGAAGACUCCAAAGGUUUUGGUGACCCUCUGACCUGACUUUACCUCUACCACCAGCAUGAGGUCAGAAUUCUCAGCCAACACUUCAACCUGACAUGGCAGGGCUGACUUGGGUUGGUUGGCACACAGAUAUUUUCUGGUCCUUUAAAAGUCACAGAAACAAAAAUGUUUGCUCUCUUCACCUGCACCCAUCUACUACGAUGAUACAUCUAAUAGUCACUAAUACACUGGUCUGUGGACUAAACAUGAUAUAAAACUGUGUUAGAUAUACAUAUUGGAAAAGUGUUGCUUUUGGUUAAUAGACAAAGGAAUCAGCUACUUAAGCAAUAUCACAUGAGAGGGAGUGAUGUUGUACUGUAUAUCGUCACGGCUGUGAUUCGGUCGAAGGCACGGAGCCGCAGGCCGAGUGCCGAAGACAACUACAGCUGUGACGAUAUAUAGUACAAUGUCACGACCUCGAGUGUGAUAUUGCUUAAGUAGCUGUUGUUGAACAACAGUUCAACAGAGCAAGGAAAUGUUAACAAAAGGUGAUGAAAUCAAUUAUUUAAGUAUGUUAUGUAGCUCCAUGAAAAAAAAAAACAGUUCCCCCAGUCUGUUGCCAGGCAAUGCAGCACACAAGCCAGGAACUCACAAGUUAGCCUACUUAGUAUUUACAUUGAUCUGCAGCUGUGUAACUUCGGCCAGUUCGGCUAAUGAAACGUUGGCAAACCUGGAUGUUGGCAUGGUCGGAUUCAGCUUCCACUCUCCCUCAUCCUCAUCCUCAUCAGUACCUCAUCAGAUGAUCAUUGAUAAUUCACUAUAUAUAGUGUAACGCUAUAGUGUCAGUUUGCGUCAAUGUAGCGAGUGUGACAGUUGGUUAAUUAACGGUUGAUUUAUAUUUAUAACACCUGUGAGCGGAGUGAUUUUACUGUUACAAGCCCCAGUGAUGCACUCUACAUCAGCACUCACGGAAUGCCUCUCGUCCAAUCAAAUUACUCGGUCGGAACUAACCGUUGUAUAAAUUUUGAUAUAAGAAUUGAAAGUUUGUGAUGAGUGAUGGCAGCUGGCUAACAUCACAAAGUUAGGUCAAAUGUGAGCAAGGUUUAUUAGUAGUAGUAGUAGUAGUAGCAGCAGCAGUAGUGUAUUUUGAAUGGUCAGUGGCAAAAGUAAUUGACAAUUCUUGAUAAAUUACUGAUAAACUGCAAUAGAAACAGUCCGCUAGUUCAUAUAUUGGUAUUUUUUUUGGUAUUUCAUAUUCCUAAAAUCUGUACAACUUAAAAACUAAAAGGUUAUGAUAAAAGUAUUGAAAUUAUAGUAUAAUUUAAAAAAAAAAAAAAAGAAAAGAUACAACAGACAGACAUUCCUUUUCACCAUCAUGUGGACUACUUGUACCAUAACAUAAUGUUUUGUUGUAACUAUAGCACUUUAACAUUACGCCAACUGAUCCCAUAACGUGUGCCUCCUUACUGGGCUGGUUAGCACAAACACACAAAAUUACUUUAAUCACAAAUUCCCUAAUGUUGGAAAACAUUAGUGGACAUUAAAUCAUAUAUAUUUACAACUGAGACCUUAACCUUUCAUUCGCUGCUGGUUAGAGUAUUCUUACCUAAAUUAUGCCAGAGAAAUAUGGAAGACAGUGAAAAGUGUGCCAAUCAACCCCCAGUCUCCCCUAUUUGAAAAAUAUAGGCAGGCAUGAAUAUUCAUGUUUCCAAGAGGAUGAAUUCUUAUCUUUUUUCAAAUAUUACUGCUAUUUCUUAAAGCCAUACUCUCAUCAUUCCCACCUUCACCAAAUGUUUAACCUGAACAUAAGAAAUAUCAAACUCUAAUAGGCAGAUUGUCAUGACAUUCACAGAGCACAUUAAUUCUCCUCAGAAGGUAACUUCUUUACAUUUUUGUUCUUCCCUUUAGCGCCACCUCAGGCCAGAAAAUCAACUUUGUAUACGAUAUGUCUGCUGAUUGUUAUGAAAGUUGCCUAUUCACAUUCAUAUUCCUGAGAUGACCCUUUUUUUAUUGCUUCUACGGCCUUUUCUCUAGUGACACCCUCAGGAGAAGUUUUGCAUUUUCAGCCACACUUCUGGUGAAGCUCUAAGAAAAGUUAAGUUAUUGCUGUGUUUUUUUUUAUUCUGUCUUGUAAGAUGUGGGGUGUCAUGAAAUGGCAGCCUCAUGGGGCUGUGAGCAGGGUUUGAGGUUUCUAGUUGGAUGGCAGAGGCACUACAUGUUACUGGCAGCACCAAAGAGAGAGAUGUCAAGGCACACUUAUUGCACUGACCAGGUUGAGCUAAUAUGUAUAAACAAUGAGCAGUGUAGGUAGUCCAUGCACUGGCUAUGUAAACUACUAACAUUUAUCUCAACAUAAUGCUAUCUCACAAAAGUUUCAUCAGCCUCUAGAAAAAAACUCAUAUUAAUCUGAGUAUUUCAUUAUCACAUCUUCCAUUAUUGUCUAAAAUAAUGGAAUAAGGUUGUGAUUUUCUGUUUUUGCUGUGACCUGAACAUAUUUAGAAUGGACUUAAAUAGUGUCACUUCAAUAUUUUAAAAAAUGCCAUAGGCUGAAAACUUGUGAUAGCUCUUUGUCGCUCAGUAUUGUGUAUAUACAAUCUUAUAUUUUUUAUCUCUCGUAUGUCCUGCAGGAGUAUUUAACUCACGUGGUAUCAGUGUAAUAUUACAGUGACUGUUUGAAUUUGAUUUUGCCCAUGGGUCUGUGCAUUAUGUCUGUACAUGUAUGCAUAAGUUAAAAAUUGUCAGUAGAAUUACGCAUUUAUAACACAACAGGCCACAACAGAGUGACCACACCAAACACACUGAUGACAUAUGGUAUUACUGAGUGCAGUCAUCAACUGUGCCAGUUCACUGCAAUCAGAGCAGCAGCCUGAGGCUUGGUUUUAAAGGUGGAAGGCAAUUGAAUUUGUGGACUGGAGUAGAAUUGCAGCAGUGUCGGUGGCCCUGCUCUUCCCAUUGUACAGUUUAGAUGCUGGAUUUCCAUUAGAAAUUCUAUUUUUCCAAUAGAAUGCAGAUAAAUGUAGGUGGGUUUAAGUUCUUAGGGUCUCAGUCAGCUGCUUCCUGUCACUCCCUCUUGUAUGUGCUCCUUUUGCAGCAUCAUUUGCUGUUCACAUGGAAAUGAAUCAUUUUCUGACUCCAUCCUGAGCCAUUUCACAAAUCAACAGGUGGCUUAUUGACAUAUUAGAGGUGCUGGAACUUCAGUGAAUACUGUUAAGAUCCCACUGGUGGACAUGUGUUUGUUUAAAACCUAAAGUGAAAGCACCAUGUUUUCAUGGCAAGUCAGGCAUCAGAAUCUGAGCAUGAGCUCAGCUUGAUUUCCUCCCUCAGUAUUGAUCCUAAUAUGUGCUGAGCCAAAAACCAUGUUAGAGAAGUAAUGGGCCUGAGACCAGAUUUUGCCUGUGCCUAAAUAUAGUCCAUAUAUAUAUGGAUGGUAUGAAUAUUUGAUCUAACUCAUCAACCUGUUAAUAUUAUGGGUGGGAAUCACCAGAGGCCUCACAAUACAAUAUUAUCACCAUACUUGAGCCACUGUACAAUUUUAUUGUGAUUUUAAACAUGUUGCUGAGUAUUGCAAUAACAUAUAUUGAAAUGCAUUGCAAAUUAUUACCUUUUACCUACCUUAACAACAUGUGUUUGAUCUAAUAAGAUAAAAAGUUUUCAGUAUGUCCAUCUCACUUCAGUCAUUUAUACUGCAGCAAAAUGUAUCUAGUGAACUGAUGAAGCAACUCAUUCUAUUAUCUUAGUAGGCUACAAAGAGUUUAAUUUGUAUUUUCAAUAUUAUUAAUUUACAUUAUAAGAAAAUCAAUACUA